CGCUCACCCAAAAUCGAAACACUCAUUCCAUUUUCCCUCCUGAAAAACGGCGGCCGAAACCCGCCACUGAUUGCGCCCACUUUUCAGCCCACGUCAAUCGUCACUGGAAACUUUCACCCCCCAAGCUGCCCGCCGAUUUGCUAACGUAACCGGUGAGGGUGAACUGUGCGAGUGUAAAGUUUUUAAUUUAUUAUUUUUUUUAUUGUAAAUUAGUUGAAUAAUAAUCGAUAAUUUGGCUAUUACCAUUCGGAAAUUCUGUUUCGAAACCGUUGAAAUGCGGUGGGAAUGACAUCUCUGCAACGGCUUAUCAGAUCCGAAAAACAUAACACAAAGAAAAGAAAGAUCAGUUUAUGGGGAUACUCGGCUUAGUAAUUCGCAACUUUCUUCUAGUAAUUAAGUUGAACACCUUAGAAGAAAACAUCAGGAACUUUGAGCAUCAAAUUAGGUCGUAAGCAGCAGAUUGUCCCGGCAAAGAGAAAAUGAACGUCCUGGUCCAGAUUCAGCAGAAAUAACGUCCGUAGGCCGCAUACAUUAUUCAGCAUGAAUUUGAUAAACAUGGACGCGGAGAACCGCGUCGUCCUCAACGUCGGCGGGAUCAGACACGAAACCUACAAGGCGACGUUGAAAAAAAUCCCGGCGACUCGCCUGUCCAGAUUGACCGAAGCUUUGGCCAACUACGAUCCCAUUCUCAACGAGUACUUCUUCGAUCGGCAUCCCGGAGUGUUCGCACAAGUCCUCAAUUAUUACAGAACUGGAAAGCUACACUACCCAUCAGAUGUUUGUGGCCCACUGUUUGAAGAAGAACUGGAAUUUUGGGGUCUGGAUGCAAAUCAAGUCGAACCUUGUUGCUGGAUGACCUACACUCAGCAUAGAGACACGCAGGAAACACUAGCAGUCCUGGAUCGCCUCGAUUUAGACACGGAGAAGCCGAGCGACGAGGAAAUCGCAAGAAAGUUCGGCUUCGAGGAGGACUACUUCAAAGGCACUCUGUCGUGGUGGCAGCUGAUGAAGCCAAAAAUCUGGUCCUUGUUCGACGAACCGUACUCUUCGACAGCUGCAAAGGUCAUAGGAGUUUUAUCAGUAUUCUUCAUCUGCGUCUCGAUCCUGUCGUUCUGCCUGAAGACGCAUCCGGACAUGAAGGUGCCGGUGAUAAAAACCGUGUUGGUCAGGACGGCCACGAACGGUACGGACUACAUAACCGACAAAAUCGACACGGACGCCCACGUGGCGUUCUUUUACAUCGAGUGCAUCUGUAACGCGUGGUUCACCUUCGAAAUCCUCGUCAGGUUCAUCGCCUCCCCGAAUAAAUGCGAGUUCAUCAAGUCCUCGGUCAACAUCAUCGAUUAUAUAGCGACGGCCAGUUUCUACAUCGAUCUGGUGCUUAGGAAGUUCGCCGCCCACUUGGAGAACGCCGAUAUUAUGGAGUUCUUCUCUAUUAUACGUAUCAUGAGGCUGUUCAAGCUCACCAGGCACUCAUCCGGUCUGAAGAUCCUUAUCCAAACGUUCAGGGCGUCGGCCAAGGAGCUCACGCUGCUGGUGUUCUUCCUGGUGCUCGGUAUUGUGAUCUUCGCGAGUUUAGUGUACUACGCCGAGCGAAUACAAACGAAUCCGAAGAACGACUUCAAGAGCAUCCCGCUCGGGCUGUGGUGGGCGCUGGUCACGAUGACCACCGUCGGUUACGGGGACAUGGUACCGAAGACUUAUAUUGGAAUGUUUGUUGGUGCUUUAUGCGCUCUGGCCGGUGUACUGACGAUAGCGCUGCCUGUGCCCGUUAUAGUUUCCAAUUUUGCCAUGUAUUAUAGCCAUACACAGGCCCGAGCCAAACUUCCAAAGAAACGACGAAGAGUGUUACCGGUGGAGCCGACACGGGGUCCCCGAUUGCCGGGCCAGGGUCCCCCCGGGGCGGGUCCUCCGGGUAUGCCUCAGGGACCCGCCGCCGCUCAAAAUCGUCGGAUGAACGCGAUUAAGUCUAACCACCCGAAGGACAUGAUAGGGGGACCGUGUCCCAAAUUGAGUCUGAUCGGGGUGACGUCGUCUCUAAACCCAAACGGGGUUGGACUCGAAUCAAAUCCAGCAUUCUUGAUGGGCAAGCCAAAAUUUGAAAGCACCCCGAAUCAGCAACCCACACAAGUUAAUUUAGCCCAAGGAUCAGGACAAACAUAUACUACAUUGAAAACACCCAACUGAAAUGCUGCCAAAAAAAAAAUAAUAAUAAUGAUUACUGAAGAGGACUUAGCUACGCCUUCUGUCGGUGGAGGGUUAUGAAUUUUGGCUUUUCUUGAGCCUCCCCCUGAACUAGAUAGAACUUUUGAACUGUUACUAUGGAAGUGCUUGAAUAUAAUUAUUACAUUUUACAGUAGGUAGAAUAUAUGAAAAUUUAAUUUGUAAAGAGAAAACUGACAUUCUUCUGUUGACGUCGCUGAUGUCUUAUAUUAAGAUUUUUGGUGAUGAUUGUGUUCUCUUUGCAGAUUGCUCCGAAAUUAUAUAAAAUAUGUUAAACGUAAUUAAAGAAAAAUUAAUAAGGUCAUCCUGUUUAUUGAAAAUUGUAAAAUUUUAUUGUAUUUUUGUAAUAUAGUUGAACUUAGAUAGGCUCACGAAAUUAAAAUUUUAUGCUGUUAUUUCUGAUUUCCUCCGUCUGACGGACAAUUUUUUGUACAUAGUUAAAUUAUAAACCAUGGAUUAUAAGGAAGGAUCAAUAUACUCGACUCUAUAUAGCUAUACUUCCAAAUAUUCUAAACUAGAAAUAUUUAUUAAAACGAAACUAUUUAGAACGAAUAUGCAACUAUAAAACCUCCCAACAAUUUCCUUUUACUCAAAUCUACAGGGUAAACUAUAAUUACCAUAUCUCAAACCUAAAUACAAAAAACCAUAUCCAAAAAAGUACAUUUAUAGUUGCAUAUAGACCAAAUAUACCUAUAAUCAAAAUUAACAGAACAAGAAGAAUUGAACAUUGAAGUUUCGCUUCAUUCAAUUCUCUUUGCAUUUUAGGAGAAAAAAAAACAUAUAAAACAUAGCAAUAAGAGCUUAUCAUGCACAAACGUUUUCUGUAAGAUAGUCUCGGCACAAAAUUGCAUUUGUUUGCAAUUCAAAAUUUGAUAAUUUGUUAAAUUCGCCCAAGAUUUUUUCGUUGGUUAAAUCGUCUAGAAUUUCUGGACGCAUAUAUUUUUUAUUAAAUGUGGACAAGCAUGAGGUUAACAGGUUGUAAAUAAACAUAUUUAAUGUAACGUAAUACCUUUUUUAAGAUGUUAUUCACGGUUUUGUUGUUUGUCGUACAAGGAAGAUCAUUCUCAAAUUUUAUGGACACUUGUUGAACAAUUAUUUUUUAGGUAACUUGAGCUUCAAAAUACUUAAAACUAUCUCUUCUUACAAUUAGUGUAGUUAAAAAUGUUGAGAAUGGAAAUUUCUAUGAAGGUUUUAUUAAUUUUAUUGAUAGUUUACAUUCGUGACCAGUUAUGGAUAAAGUUACUAAACUUGUUCUCUAUUUGAAAUGUUAUUCUACAUAUCUGAUCUGUUUUUUUUUUUUGUACAUAGUGAUUUAAUCCGAAAAUUUUGGACCAAUUAAUGUAAUAUACUCUUUGUAAGUAUUGUGAUACACAACAAAAAGCAUAACUUUUUAGUAUUAGACAUUUUAAAAAAUUCAAAUUUUCGCUGUAAAAAACAAGAUAUGUUUGAGUUUUGCCUUUGCUACAUUAUAUACUAUGUAUGAUACAUUUGAGAAAAUAUUGUAGUGGUUAUAAGACGCAUUUUUCGAAAUCUAACAUUUAUUGAGGCCUUCCACAAAACAUAGAUGUUUAUUUUACAGUAAACAGGGUAUAAAUAUAUAAUUUCACUGGAAAAAGUAUUUACAAACCACCGAACUUUAUUGUAUUUAACGGUAACUUCUCCCAGGUGUGAUAAAACUUCAUAUUUUGUGGAUGUAACAGGCCUCUAUAAACAUCAUUACUAAUGUACGACAAAGAAAAUCGAAAGCAUUAGUAGAUAAUAAAUUUAACUAUACUUCUCUAUCAGUUACUACACUUCUCAUUGUAAAACACGAAAUGAUUUACCAACUUCACCAUGUAAUUAAUAUAAGUUAAAAUAUUGUUGGAUUCUUCCUAAGACAGUGUAAUAUGUAGAAAUUUCGAUAAUACAUAAUACUGA
Messenger RNA from Aethina tumida (small hive beetle), 4140 nucleotides. RefSeq names its product potassium voltage-gated channel protein Shaw. Gene Ontology annotation, molecular function: protein binding; delayed rectifier potassium channel activity. Gene Ontology annotation, biological process: potassium ion transmembrane transport; protein homooligomerization. Bases 541 to 2187 code for a protein of 548 amino acids. The record is from RefSeq and is a predicted model, not a curated record. The transcript is spliced from 9 exons. NCBI's taxonomy places the organism in Eukaryota, Metazoa, Arthropoda, Insecta, Coleoptera, Nitidulidae. Gene Ontology annotation, cellular component: dendrite membrane; neuronal cell body membrane; voltage-gated potassium channel complex.